GUGUAACUCAAUCAAAAUGGCGCGCCAAUCUGAAAGAAUGUCUUCCGGGUUUUAAGACUCGUUGAUCAGACACGUUUUUCUGAUGUAUAAUAGAUUAUAUUGUGCUCCCUGAUAUAUAAAUACAACCAAACAACUGACGCAUAUAUAGUAAAAUUAGUUGCGUAUGUUUAUCCUGACAACUUUAUAAGAUGGCAGAAAGACCGGAAGACUUGAAUUUACCAAAUUCAGUUGUUGCCAGAAUAAUCAAAGAGGCCGUGCCAGAUGGCGUGAAUGUGUCCAAGGAAGCCCGUAGUGCCAUAUCAAGAGCAGCCAGUAUAUUUGUACUAUAUACAACAACAUGUGCAAAUAAUUUUGCUUUGAGUGCCAAGCGGAAAACGUUAACGGCAGCCGAUGUGCUCUCUGCCAUGGAAGAGAUGGAGUUUGAACACUUUGUGGAGCCACUCAAAGAUAGUUUAGAAGCUUUUCGAAAAGACAGGAAGGAGGCGACAGAAAAGAAAAAAAAAUCAAAGUCUGCUGCCGAGAGUAAAGAGAGUGAGAAAGAUGCUGAGGACAAAGAAGCAGAAAAGAGUUCUGGUGAGGAAGAAGCUGAGGAGGAGGAAGAGGAUGAUGAUGAAGAGGAGGAAGAACAGGUGGAAGAAAAAGAGGAUGGAGAAGAGGAGAAAGACGAAUCUUAAUAUAGUCUUAAAAGAGAAGAAAGUUGGGAUGGUGGGGUGUUGGGUUUGCAGGUGUUAUUGAUGGGCAUUACAUUUCUAAAAAAUUAUAUUGUUUAGGUGACAGUAGUGAUGAAUAAUAAUUGAAUCAACAAACCCUAAAACAUAUGUCUGUUUGAGAUAUAUUACAUCAGAUUUGAAGAUGUGACAGCUUUGUCAAGAUGAAUAUGUGUAGUGUGUAUGAUCUGAUCAGUAUUACCAUCAUUCUCACCUGUGGAUUGUAUUGUCUGCGAUUUCUCAUUGGGAUUGCGGCGCAUCAUUGUCUGUGAUGUAAGUAUUUCAGAUUCGUCCCAUUCUUUUAAAGUUAACAAACAAAUGUAAUGUAUGAAUUAAUGUAUUGUUCAUUUCAUUCUAUCUGUGAAGCUACUAACAGGAUUUUGGAUUGGCCACCCAAACCGAACACCUAUCAGUCUGGCCAAUCAGAGCACUUGUUUGUUGACAGGUAUCAAAUUCUGCUGUAUAAAUGUAUUUGACUCAACUGUUCUAUCCUGCACACCAUGAAUCAUCAGUUCAGUAUUGCAGUCAUUGUUUGUUUCAAUUAUGUAUUUUUCACUUUCAUUAUAAUAAAUGCCUUU
This is a messenger RNA of Saccoglossus kowalevskii, 1285 nucleotides long. RefSeq names its product DNA polymerase epsilon subunit 3-like. Gene Ontology annotation, molecular function: chromatin DNA binding; protein heterodimerization activity. The record is from RefSeq and is a predicted model, not a curated record. Gene Ontology annotation, cellular component: CHRAC; epsilon DNA polymerase complex. Lineage: Eukaryota; Metazoa; Hemichordata; Enteropneusta; Harrimaniidae. Gene Ontology annotation, biological process: leading strand elongation; DNA damage response; heterochromatin formation.